Chlamydomonas reinhardtii is the source of this 9613-nucleotide messenger RNA. RefSeq lists its product as uncharacterized. The transcript has 9 exons. Lineage: Eukaryota; Viridiplantae; Chlorophyta; Chlorophyceae; Chlamydomonadales; Chlamydomonadaceae. Gene Ontology annotation, cellular component: actin filament; cytoplasm. The record is from RefSeq and is a predicted model, not a curated record. Gene Ontology annotation, biological process: actin filament polymerization. Bases 336 to 9059 code for a protein of 2907 amino acids. Gene Ontology annotation, molecular function: microtubule binding; actin binding.
CUGGUUCCGCAGUUUAUUUCGCCCGAACCGCCCUGAGGCGUAAGGCUCUCCUCAUAUCUGUACGAGUAUCAUGAUAAUGAGACGUUGCUUGGAGCUUAGGGCUUAGCGAGAGGUCUCGUUGGGCCCCCCAGCGGCCCUGCGACCGGAUGGACCGGGACUGGGGCCCAGGCGGCGGGUACGGGGGCCGGGGAAGGGGAGGGCGCCGCAGCGGCGACGGUGGCGGCGGCCGCUACAGUGGUGGCGGCGGCGGCCGUGGAGACUACUACCGCGGGGGCAACCAUUUCGGCGGUGGCGACCGCUACCGUGGCGGCGACAGCUUUCACCGUGAUGGGCUGAUGCCGGGAGUCAUGGGCGGCACUCCGCCGGGCUACCCCCACGACGGCCCUCACGGCUUCUACCAUGACGUGCCCCAGGGCGGCAUGGAUGGCGCCCCGCCCCACAUGCGACACCAGCCGCCGGGCCCAGGGCCGGCGGGGCCGGGGCCGGGGCGAGGGCUAGGGCUAGGGCUGUACGGAGGAGGAGGCGGGGGACCGGUCAGCGGCAGCGGCGCGUGCCCGCCGACGCAGCACGCCCCGCCGCCUACGUACCAGUACGGCGCGCCGCAGCCGCAACUACCAUACGUGCUGCCGCAGCCGCCACAGCAGCCGCCGCAGUACGACUACAGUAGCUAUUACGCCCACGCACGGCCGCAGGGCCCAUAUGGGGCCGCGUCGGGGCCGGGUUACCCACCGCCAUUGGCCGUGUCGGGUUUGGCGUCGCCCCUAGCUCCUAUUGGCUCGCCCCCGGCCCCGCCUCCUGGGAUAUCUCCGACAGGCAGGAUGCCGCCGCCGCUGGCACCGCCGCUGCCACCAGAGGAGCCGCCGCAGCCACCGCCACCCGGUGAAGGCUCGGGGCCGGGCGCCGCCACGCCGCCGCCGCUGCCUCCCAGCGACGACGGCGAAGACGGGGAAUGCGACGAUGGCGGCGUGGGCACGACAGCGGCGGUGGCGGGGCGGGGUCGCGGCGGUGGCCAGGCAGCGCCGCAGUUGUCGCCGCCGCAGCAGCCGUCGGCAGGCGGCGCCAACGGUAGCGGCAAGGGAGCGGCAGACGGGGCGGGAACUGGCACGCAGGGAAGUGCCGAGGCCGCUUCGGCGGGCGCGGAUGUGGGCAGAGCUGCCGUGGAGGUAGUGGCCGGGGCGGGGGCGGUUCAGGCCUUCACUAUUAAGGCUGCCAAGCCGCCGGCGGUGAUCAGUCACAAUACGCUGGUCGGCAGCCGCCGGGGGCUGCCUGUGGGUGUGACGGCGGCGGCGGCGGCUGCCAAGGGCUCCAAGGCUGGCACUCGCGCCAAGUCAACCACGCCGCAGCCUUCCUUCGGCGGCGGCGAUGUCGUGGACUAUGAUUUUGACGGCACAGCAGCCGACAAGGGCGGAGGCGGAGGCGCCGCUGGCGGCGCCGCUGCGGGCGCCGCCCUGGGCGCUGCCACCACCAGCACUGCCGACUCGGCGGCGGCGGCAGGCGGCGACGCGGGCAAAGACACAGCCGCUGUACAGGCCGUGGCGGCGGCGGCGGCUGUGGAGGCGGCUGUGGCGGCGGCGGCGGCGGCGGCGGCGACGGCUGCGCGGCUCACAUCGCCCGCCAGCCGCGCCACGACGCCAGAGCCAUGCAUAGCCGCCGUCACCGCAACCCGUGCAACCACCACCAUCACCACCACGACAAGCGCCGGCACUCGCUCGCCCCUCCCGCAGCGCUCGCCUGGUCCGCACCGCUGGGGCUGCGCGGAGCCCCUGGCGGCAACGGCGGCGGCGGCUCCCCUCGCAGCGCUCGCUGGCUCGCCGCUACAUGCCCGAAUUGGGACUACGGCUGCCACAGCUGCCGCUGCCGUCGCUGCGCCUGCGCUCGCGCCUGCUAUCGUGGCUGCUGCCGCGCAGCUGCCGCCGCAGCUGCAGCAAAAGCGUAAUCGCUGGGACAAGAAGACGGCCCAGGAGGGGGAGGCAGGCCGGGGAGCGGACACGAGCGCCGCCACCUCCACCGUUGCCACCGCCGCUGCCGCCGCCGCUUCGGAGGGUGCGAUAUUGAUGGAGGACAUCAUGGCGCAGCUGGAAUGUAUGAAGGCGGCUCGCAGAGGCUCGCACCCGCCGCAGGACCCGCCGCCUGUUGCUGCCGCUGCUGCUGCCGCGGCCGCUGCUGCUGCGGCCGCUGGCGCCGCUGCCGCUGGUGCCGCCGCAGGCGCGGUUACUGCCGCUGGUGCCGCCGCAGGCGCGAUUACUGCUGCAGGCGCGGUUACUGCUGCUGCCGCGGCCGCUGGCGCCGCGGCCGCUGGUGCCGCCGCAGGCACGGUUACUGCUGCUGGCAGUGUCGGCGGCGCCGCUGCAGAGCCACCGGGAGUGCCGGCAGGGCACCGCAGCGGCGGGGCCACACCGCUCUCCCCACCGCACGCCGUCGCGGGCGCGGCGGAGCAGCACCGCGUGCUGGCACGCAGCCCCGGCCGCAGAGACAGCCGGCACGGCGGCAACCGGAGCCGCAGCAGUAGCCGUAGCCGUAGCCGUAGCAGCAGUGGCAGUAGCAGCUCGAGCAGCGGCGACGGCAGCAGCCGCAGUAGCAGCACCACGAGGAGUCAUAGCGGCAGCAGGGGUUCUCGAGACCGGCACAGGAGGCGGAGAGAGUCCAGGCCAAGUACCGGGGCCGGGGCGGGCGCAGCAGCCAAAGCGCCGGAGCAAACCGCGCCGGCCGCGGCGGCCAGAACCGCCGCCGCCGCCACCAGCAGGCUCGUCUCACCGGCGCCGAUGGGCGCAGCAGCAGGCGGGGCUCGUGAGUCAGGGGCUGGCCGCAGCCGGGAUCGCAGCCGGGACCGCAGUAAAGGCAAGGAACGUGAUCGCGACCGCAACACGGACCGGGAGCGGGACCGGCGGCGAGACAGCAGCCGAGAACGUGAGCGGGACAAGGGGCGGGAGCGCGAGCGCGAGCCCAGGGGGCGGGAGCGGAGCGGCGGCGGCAGCGAGCGCCGGAGCUCCCGCGACAAGGAGCGGAGCGGAGCGGGCGACAAGGCAGGCCGGCAGGAGCGGGAUCGCAGUAGGGACCGGCGGCGUGACCGCAGCCGCGACCGCGCGCGCGGCGCCAGUGCCGCCGCCACCGCCGCAGCGCCUGCCAACGGGCGGCCCGGUAGCCGCUCUCCUCUGCGCCGACCGCCGCCGCGCAGCCCCUCCCCGAGCGGCGCGACCGGUCGCCACACGCACUCGCGCGGCGGCGGCCGCCCCGGCGACGCUCAUCUGCCCGGGCUUGGGCCGUACGGAUCGCACGGAUCGCACGGACUGCACGGACUGCACGGACUGCACGGACUGCACGGACCGCAUGGGUCACAUGGGAGGGAACGGCGGCUCCACGAGCCGGAGGCGCACGGGCGGGACCGAGACCGGUACGGCAGAGACGGCCGGGACGGCUGGGAGCGGCGGGGCCCGGAGCGGGGGGAACGCGGCACGUACCAUGCCGGGGAGGAGGGCCGCCGCCGGCCCGGCUCGAGGGAGGGCUCGCCCCGCGGCAGGCCGCCGCCGGCGUCGCCUGGAGGCCGGCUGGGUGCCACAUAUAGCGAGCGGGAGCGGGAGCGGGAAAGGCUGCGUGGACCGCGUGUAGGCCUGGGCGGCGAGGGACACCGCAGCCGGCCCGGCUCCUCGCCGCCCCGCUCGCCGCCGCCGCCGUCCUAUGAGCCGCAUCGUGACGCCGCGCACAGACGCGGCGGCGGCGCCGCCGCCGCCGCCGCUGCCCCCGCCGCUGCCCCCGCCGCCGGCCACUCCUCCCGCCUUGACGCGGCUACCGGCGCAACCACGGCCCCAGUCCCAGGCCACGCGGCCGUCGAUGGGGCGCUGGGGCACUCGCCACUGCCGCCUCUGCCGCCGGGGCCGCCGCCGCCAGAUGCCCAGACCGUCACCGUCGCCGCCGCUGCGCCCAUGCCAAACUACAGCCCUUUCACGUCUGACGACGAGGACGCAAUGAUCCUGUCAUCCGACGAGGAGGGCGCGGUGCCGCCGCCGCCGCCGCCGGGCGCGCCGCCGGCGCCGGCGCCACACGGCUCGCAGCGGCCGCCGCAGCUGCCGCCACACCUGCAACCGCAGUACGGCGGCACGGCGGCGCCGCCGCAGGGCCACCAUCAACCCCAAGCCCACAGCCACAGCCAUAGCCACCACCGCCACGGCCACAGCCACCACAGUCACCACAGCCACCACCAAGCGCACGCGCCGCACCACAGCCCGCACCCGCACCCGCACCCGCACGGGCCGCACACGCCCGCGCCGCCAUCGUCGCCCAAACCCAUGGUGCCGCCCGGCGUGACGGACGAGCACCUGGCCGCGAUGCGCGAGGCCUACCGGUCCGAGGUGGGCCGGCUGCUGCGGCUGUACGGCCGCGCUGGCGGCGAACAAGGGGAACAGCAGGCGCAGCCGGGGUCUGGACCCCGCCGGCCGCCGGCGCCGCCGGCGGGCGUCCAGGCUCUGCAGCUGAUCAGCGAAGGCUAUCACGCGACCGUGGAUGCGGUUGAGCUGGGAAAGACGGAUUCGGAGGAUGUGGUGCCGGUGCCCAUGCCGGCGGCGGUGUCGGCUCCCGGCGGCCACCAGGGCGGCCGCGGCGGCGGCGGCGAUGACGACGACGAAGGGGCUAGCCCCGGCCCCGAAAACGCCGAACAGCUGCCCCUCACCGACGAGACGCGGGUGUUCCCCUGGGCCGUGGACCGAGGCGCCGAGCCCGCCGACCUACGUGUGCCGCCGCGAGCUGACCAGCCGCCGCUGGCACCCGCCUCCCCCGUGUUCCUGUUGGCAGUGGAGUUCCCCUCCGACGAUACCGCCUUCCAGCCAUGGCACCUCCUCACAUGGCCCCAGCCGCACCAGCAAAACCAGCAGCAACGUGCAGGCGGCGGCGAUGCCGCCGCCGCCGCCGCCGCCGUCGCCGGCGGCGGAGCCGCCGGAAGCUACGGGCUGGAGUACGCUGGCAGUGCCGGUGAGACCGUGCUGGCGGCGGCGGCGGCCGCCGCCGCCACGGCCAGUGACCCCGAGAUCGGUGUGUACCGCUACCCGGUCACCGUGCCCAACAAGACUGACGCCAAGCUGCUGUGCACGGAGCGGCGCGCGGAGCCGCUGGCCAAGCUGCGGCAGUGGGCGGCGCGCGGCGGCGCAGAGGGCUCCGCGGCCGAGCACUUCCUGCCCGUGUGGGGGCAGAGCGUGCAGCGUGUGGCGGACGGGCUGUGGCUGCCGCUGACGCAGGAGCUCAUCACGCCAGAGCAGCUGCGCUGGGAAGCGCGCCGCGAGGACGCUGUAGCGGCACUGGCGGCCGCCAACACCCAGCCCACGUCCGCCACCGCGCUGCUGGCGGCCGCCUUUGCCGCGGCCACCGCCUCCGCCGCCGCCGCCGCCACAGGCAGUGCCGCCGUGCGGCCGACGUCAGCGGCCUCAGGCCCUGGGCCCCUUGCUGCUGCCGGUGCCAGCCGCGUCAGCCGUGUGGCGGGCUCGGCGUCUCCCGGCGCGCUUCCGGCCCGCGCCUCAGGAGAGUCCGACCUCCUCGAGCUGCUUGAACGCAGCCGCGGCCCCGACUGCUGGCUAUGGCCGCGCGGCAGCGGCGGCAGUGGCCGCCCAGGCCAGGGCGGCGCCAAGCGGACCCAACCGCUUGCGAAUGGCCGUAGCGGCAGCGCCAGUCUGUCGGCCAGGGCCACAUCCGCAUCCCCGCCGCCGCCGGCGGCUGCGGCGGCGGCUGCGGCUGGGGCGAAGGCGGGUGCCGGCACCGGCAGUGCCCUGGCAGCACUGCACGCCGCACUCACGUCUGCCGCCAGGAGUCGGGGCGGGCCUAGGCCAGGCGGCAGUGGGCGAGGCGACGGCGGAGACGGCGGUGCUGGCAACGGAGGCGGUGGCGGCGGCGGCGCGCGGGGCCCCAGCGCCUCGCCCUGCUCGCCCAACGCGCCCUCCUCACUCUUCUUCUCCGUCGCUGCUAGCCAGCGGGAGCCGGCGACGUCGCCGCCGCCGCCGCGGCCGCUGGCGGCGGCGCUGCCUGACUGGCUGGCGGCUCUGCCGUACACGCGCGUGUACGGCGACGCCGUAUCCGGGCCUGGUGGCAGAGGCGGCACUGCCAAGGAGCAGCAACAGCAGGCAGGGGGGCAGCAGCCGGGGCAGGGGCAGCAGCAAGGUCAGCAGCGGCCCGGUGAGAAGUCGAGGGCGCUGUGGGGUCCGCCGCCGCCGCUGCAGGUGCUGGCGGACCUGCGCUUCCAACUGUUUGAGGACGCGCACAAGCGGCUGCCGCUGCUGUGCUAUAACCUGGUCAAGGAGGUGCUUGAAGAAAUUCGAAGCGGCAAGCGCACCAGCGCGAGCCAACGGCCGCCGGCGGCCGGGCCGGCUGGCAGGGGCGCACCCGCACCCGCACCUCCACAUCCUCCAUCUGCACCUCCCGCACCGCCACCUCCCGCACCGCCACCACCACCACCUGCGCCUUCGCCGGCUGCGCCUCCGCCCCCGGCCGGCAGCAAGCGCCCGCACGGCGACGACGAGAGGGACCAACAAGCAGACGGCAGAGUUGGCGCGCCGCCAGUGCCGCCGCCUCCGCCGCCGCCUCCGCCGCCAUCACCGCCGCCGCCCGAGGCCGGCGCUGCGCCACAACCUCCCGGCGAAACCACAGCGCCGGCUGCACGGGCUAGCGACACCACAUCGCCUGCUGCCGCAUCGGACAAAGCCGCUGGGGCCGCCGCAGCGGACGCAGCCGCGGCGGCCGCGGCUGCAGCACCGCGCCCCGCCAAGCGGUCACGCUGGGACGUGCCGUCCAAGGCGGGCAAUGCAGCGCCGCCGCAGCCCUCAGACGCCGGUGCGACCGCGCCUGCUGCGGAAACUGCUGCUCCUGCUCCUGCUGUUGCUCCGGCUGCUCCAGCGGUGGCUGCUCCGGUUGCUGCGAUCCCUGCCGCCGUGAGUCCUGCCGCUGCCGCCGAGCCCGCGCCUGCUACCGCGGCGCCUGCCAUGGCGGCCGCGGCCGCGGCGGCAACGCCAACGGCUGAAGGGGUGGCGGACGCGCUCGUCGUGGGCGAUGUGGAGAUGGAGGAUGCAGGCGCGCAGCCCAAUUCGGCAGCGGCAGCGGCAGCCGGAGAGGCUCACGCAGGUGCAGGCGCAGUUGCAGAGGCGCAGGCAGGUGCAGGCACAGUGGCAGAGGCGCAGGCAGGCGUAGGUGCAGAGGCAGAGGCGCAGGCAGGAGCAGGUGCAGUGGCAGAGGCGCAGGCAGGUGCAGGCGCAGUGGCAGAGGCGCAGGCAGGUGCAGGCGCAGUGGCAGAGGCGCAGGCAGGCGCAGGCGCCGAGGCAAGAGGAGCGGCAACAGGGCGUCCGGCGGACGACCAGUCCGCACCGGAAGCCGACAUGCGUCAGUCCGCUGCUGAGCCUGCGCCGGUGCCGGCGUCGGACGCUAACGCCGCCGCCGCCGCCUCUUCCGCUGUGGAGGUGGUGGAGGCCGAGGCGCCGGCUGCCAUGGAAUGUGAUGCGCCGGUGCAGCAGGCUGCGGAGGCCGCAUCUGGAGUUGCAGCGGAGGCGGAGGCAGUGGAGGCCGAGGCCCCGGUAGUUGAGGGCGGCCAUGCAGCUGCCAUGGACGUUGAUGAGCCUGGGGCCGCGCCUGCGCCAGAGGCAGUGGGGCCGCAUCCCGCACAGGCGCAGCCGCAGCAGCAGCCGCAGGAGCAGCCGCAGGAGCAGCCGCAGGUGCAGCCGCAGGUGCAGCCGCUGCAGCAGCCGCAGGAGCAGGCGCAGGAACAGCAGCCUGAGCCCCAGGCGGAGCCCGGGACGGAGCAGCAGCCGCUACAAACAGGGACUGCUGCAGAGGCGUUGCGGGCUGGGGAAGACGCUACGCCGCUUCCUGGUGCGAGCACGGCGCCGCACAAACCGGCACCAGGCGCAGCGACCCCCGGCCGAGGCGCGGCCAUGUCGCCGGGCGGCUCCGACCCCGGGACGCGCGCCGCCUGCGCCGCCCUCCUGGCUGCAGACCUGCUGCUGGCGGCGGCUCCGCCUCUUGUCGCCGUCGUGGAGGAGGAGCCAGAGGGGGCUGCCGGACAGCCCAAGGCGGUAGCGGCGGCGGAGGAGCAGAAGGCGGAUGCGCCGGAGCAGGCUGUGGAGGUGGUCGCGGCGGUGCAGGCGGCGGCAGCGGCGGUGCCGCAAGCGGUGCCGGAGGAGGUGCCGGAGGCGGCAGAGGCGGAGGCGCUGCCUCCAGCCGCAGCGGCUGCGGACGCGGCGGCGGCCUCCCAGGUCGUGCAGCAUGCAGAAGCCAUGGACGUUGAUGAGCCUGUGACCGCGCCUGCGGCCGUGGCGGCGGCCGUGCCCCCGGGAGUCCCGGCGGCAACGGUGGCCACAGAAGUGCCGCCCGUGGUCACGACCGAGGCGGUGGAGCGGUGUCUGCUGGAGGCGAUGCGGCUGAUGUCGGAGGGCAUUGACCAGGCGGCUUUGCUACAAGACACGGACGAGGAGGAGGAGGAGGAAGACGAGGAGGAGGGGGAGGCGGGGGAGGAGGCGGGCCCGGGCGCAGCACAGCAGCGGCGGCCACGGCCGCUGCGCGCGCUUCGGACGCGCAUGCAGCGGUACGGCUUGCUUCCUUCCGUGCAAAGCGACCCUGGAGCAGCGGCGGCUGCUACUGCUGACGCCGCCGCCGCCCAGGGGCUACUGCCUCAGGCUGCCACCGUCGACAAGGCCACCGCUGCGGCACGCGAGGACGCCGCCGCGGCGGCCGGCGCCGCAGGCGCCGCCGCAGGCGAUGCUGGCGGCGCCGCAGCCGCUGCCGCUGCCGCUGCUGGCGCGGCCCUUGCGGCGCUGCAGGCGGAGUGGGAGGCGGCGGCGGCGCGCGCGGCGGCUCGCGGCGAGGAGGGCCUUCAGUGGGUGGCGGGCAUGAUGGAGGACCUGCAGGCCUCGGCGGCGGACAGCGGCGUGCCGCUGGAGGAAACCAGCGACCUCCAGAACGUGGAGGCGCGCAAAGAGCGCUUCACCCGCAUGGUGGCGCUGGGGCCGCAGCUGGCGGAGCGGGCGCGCGCCGUGUUUGGUCGCCUGAGGGCGCAGCUGGCGCAGGCGCAGGCGCCAGGGCCAGGGCCAGGGUAGGGGUAGGGGUGUGGGCAUGGGUUUUGGGGAGUGGAGUGGCCGUUUCGGCUCAGUCCCGUAUCCAAGGAAGGAGGCAGGAGUGUUGACUAGAGUGGGUAAGCCGCCGAGGCCAUGGCACCGUGUUAGGACGGCGGUAGAUUACAUUGUAGGUGGCGGAGAGAGCAAAGAAGACAGAAAGCAGGGAUUCGGUUACGCUCACGGCAAACCUUCAAACUGUCAUUGCUUAGGUGUUGGUCAGGCGCAUUGCGGAGUGCAGCGUUUAGGUCCUGAUGUUUGCUGUUUCCGUAAAGGCCUGUUGAGGUUUGGUGUCACGCGUGAUCCGAGGCGGAAGACUGUUCGAACGGCUUCGGGAGGGCGCGGAGAUGCGGGGGGCGAGGUAAGGUAGGCGGCCGUGUGUAAGGUGAUGCCGUGAUGGACGGUGUUGCCAGCGUUGAGAACUGUAGAGUGGCCUGUGCCCAUGGGGCCUACUGCUGCAGGCCAAUGCCUGCCACGGCUGCCAGUCUGGGGGCAAGGAAGCACGCCAAACCGUGUAAAGCUCUCCUGAGCUAAGCAAU